Pseudomassariella vexata is the source of this 1659-nucleotide messenger RNA. RefSeq lists its product as uncharacterized. Gene Ontology annotation, cellular component: Golgi apparatus. Gene Ontology annotation, molecular function: small GTPase binding. The record is from RefSeq and is a predicted model, not a curated record. The transcript has 2 exons. Gene Ontology annotation, biological process: endoplasmic reticulum to Golgi vesicle-mediated transport; Golgi organization. The coding region runs from base 165 to 1493 and encodes 442 amino acids. Lineage: Eukaryota; Fungi; Ascomycota; Sordariomycetes; Amphisphaeriales; Pseudomassariaceae.
AACCCGACGACCCAGACGCACAUGCAGUCCAAGUAGACGAGCCAGCUGCAAAUGGCCAUGUCACGUCGUCGACGACGAACGGAUACCCCCCUGAGCAUAUCUCUCAGAAAGCAAUCUCACGAAUAGACGUCCCGAGUACGGACACGACGGCUAGACUGGAAGCCAUGUCGCAGGAACGCGAGGCGCUACGGGCCGAAGUAGAGCAGUUGCGGAAGCAAUUGGAGAGCAUACAAGAAACGCAUCAGCAGGAGGCGUCACAGUUAAAGACCGACUUGGAGGAGAGCGAGGCUGCCAAGGAACAUGCAGAGGAGCAGUAUCAGACGCUUCUGGGCCGAGUGGAAAAGAUCAAGGAGACGCUGGGAAGCCGACUAGCGCGAGAUAAAGCCGAGUUGGAAGAAGCUAAAGAACGCAUCGAAGAACUCGAGGCCCAAAAUGAGGAACUACAGACAGGCUCACAAUCAUAUCAGGAGCAGAUCGAGGGGCUGCGGACGGAGCUUCAAGAUGCCUCGAGGGAACUUUCAAGUCUGAGGAGUCGCAACAAUCUUUCACAACACAACUCUCUCAAAGAAAAGGAAGACCUGCUGAAGCAAAUCACGCAUCUGCGCGAGGAAGCAGAAGCGGCGAAGGAUGCCAUGGGAGACUGGGAGGUGCUAGCCAUGGAGGAGCGGUCCGUCAGAGAGAACUUGUCAGAGAAGACAUCCGCUUUGGAGGAGCAAGCCGCCUCGCUGCGAGAAAGCUACGAGCGCGCAGCCUCGGAACGGGACACCCAGUCACAAGCCGUUGACAGCCUUCAACGAGCCCUACAGGAAAUCCAGGAGGCUCGAAAGAGGGAGUUGCGAGAGAUGGUUGAGAUGUCUGAGGAGCAGCUUCAAGCCAUGAAGAAGCUGGUUAAAGAGGCUAAUUUGAGGGCUACCGAGGCCGAGACGCUUAAGGAUUCUCUGCAGAAGGAGCUAGAGCGAACCGCACCAUUCGAAAAGGAGGUCAAAGAGAAGAAUCUGCUCAUCGGCAAGUUGCGGCAUGAAGCUAUUGUCCUGAAUGACCACUUGACGAAGGCUCUGCGGUAUCUCAAGAAGACGAAGCCAGAGGAUAGCAUCGAUAGACAAAUUGUUACGAAUCACUUCCUCCAAUUUCUGCAUCUGGACCGAUCAGACCCUAAGAAGUUCCAGAUACUGCAAGUCAUUGCCGGCCUACUCAAUUGGACGGACGAGCAAAGAGAACAGGCGGGUUUGGCGCGGCCGGGAACUGCUAGUAACACUCUACGGCUACCCACGUCCCCCUUCCAUCGAACUCCCAGCACGCCAUCUCUCAACACUGAGUUCUUCUCGGAACCGACACCAGCCUCAGCCAAGGAAUCCCUUGCGGACCUAUGGGCGGGCUUCUUAGAGCGCAGCGUCGAAGAGGCAUCUACGGGAGAGGGGUCCCGAAAAGGCAGUGUAUCGAGUGUAGCGACAGGGGCAACGCGGCCGGACACAAGGGGAGGUUCGCAUCCAUAGACUUCGUUUCUUUCACGCUGGUAGCAUUGCGAAGCAAGCAACUGGGUAAAAGCCUUGCGCUCCCUAAGGUCAGAGAAAAUAUUAUCAAACACUAGCAUCCAUCUCGGGCGUUGGGAGGUUUCUAGGAGGGUGCACAGGUUGGGGCCUGCACGAGAAGACGGAAGGC